Messenger RNA from Ornithorhynchus anatinus (platypus), 1410 nucleotides. RefSeq names its product neutrophil cytosolic factor 4 (gene NCF4). The record is from RefSeq and is a predicted model, not a curated record. Gene Ontology annotation, biological process: respiratory burst; phagocytosis; superoxide anion generation. Gene Ontology annotation, molecular function: phosphatidylinositol binding; superoxide-generating NADPH oxidase activator activity; protein binding. NCBI's taxonomy places the organism in Eukaryota, Metazoa, Chordata, Mammalia, Monotremata, Ornithorhynchidae. The transcript has 10 exons. The coding region runs from base 267 to 1289 and encodes 340 amino acids. Gene Ontology annotation, cellular component: NADPH oxidase complex.
GCUGAGGCAAAAAGGAGGGGACCAUUCCAUCUGGUAAACACCCCAACCGGGCCCAGGAAAAUCCUGUCUAAUCGGCAGAGAGAGAAAGAGAGUGGGCCCCGGGAGCCCGACUGCAGUGCCAACGACCUCCAUCCCUGGGCUGACAGGGCCCUAGCUGGAGCUUGAGGGAGACUACCGGAAGACAAGGGAAGGUCUGGCUGUGCUGGACUGGAGGGAGAAGGGCCUUCCAGGCCUCUAUUUUGGUCCCUCCGGACUCCUGGAGAGCCAUGUCUCUUCCCCGACAACUGCGAGAUGAGAGUGAUUUUGACCAGCUCCCGGACGAUGUGCCUAUCUCAGCCAGCAUUGCUGACACUGAAGAGAAGAGAGGUUUCACCAGCUACUUCGUGUUUAUCAUUGAAGUGAAGACGAAAGGAGGCUCCAGGUAUCUCAUUUACCGUCGUUACAGCCAGUUCUACGCUCUGCACACCAAGCUGGAGGAGCGGUACGGUCCCGAGAGCAAGACCAGCCCCUACGCCUGCUCUCUCCCCACUCUUCCGGCAAAGGUUUAUGUCGGUGUGAAACAGGAAAUUGCAGAGAACCGGAUUCCUGCCCUCAACUGCUACAUGAAGAACCUGCUGUGUCUGCCCACCUGGCUGCUGAUGGACGAAGACGUCCGCCUCUUCUUUUACCAGUCAUCCUACGACGCUGAGCAGGUGCCCCAGGGUCUGAGGCGGCUGCGGCCACGCACGCGCAAGGUCAAGAGCAUCUCCCCACAAAGCCCUAGCUUCGACCGCUUGGCAGCUCCACGGGCUGAGGCCCUGUUCAGUUUUACUGGGAACAAUCAGCUUGAACUCAGCUUCAAGGCCGGAGACCUGAUCUUUCUGCUCAGCCGGAUCAACAAAGAAUGGUUGGAGGGCACAGUCCAUGGGGCCACCGGCAUCUUCCCGCUCUCCUUUGUGAAGAUCAUCAAAGAUCUCCCAGAGGAAGAGGACCCCAGCAACUGGUUGCGCUGUCACUACUAUGAAGACACCGUCAGCGUCGUCAGGGACAUUGCCAUCGAAGAGGAUUUGAAUAGCACCCCUUUAUACAAGGAUCUGCUGGCACUCAUGCAGCGGGAGUUCCAGCGCAAAGAUAUCGUCCUCAACUACCGGGACCCCCAGGGAGACCUGGUGCGCCUGCUGUCUGACCAGGACGUGAGGCUCAUGGUGAGGCAGUCCUCCCGCAACGCCCCCGUCCAGACCCACCUCUUCGCCUGGAAGCUGCACAUCACCCAGCGAGAUGACUUCAGCGUCUACAACACCUCCUCCUGAGACGGCCCGCCCCGACUGCUCGGACACUGCCGCUCUAUACCGACCCUGCAGUCGUCCUCCCCUGAUCGGCCGGUGGUACCGCUUGUUCCAUGUGUGAAAAUAAUAAUAAUUAUUAUUAUUA